CUUGUAGGGCCCCGGGCUGGGAGCGGGCCCCGCUGCCCGUCGGCAGCGGCGGGUUCUGGCUGCUCCGAGCCCGGCCCUCGGACACCCGUCGCGGUUGCUGCCGGGGCUGAAGCCAAGCGGGUCCCUGCCCGGCUAGCACGCUCUUCUUGCAAGCUGUUUUUUUCUAAUGAUCCAGUGAAGAUCGUAAAGGCAAAAGGCCAGUAUAUGUACGAUGAGAAUGGAAGACGAUACCUUGACUGCAUAAACAACGUUGCUCAUGUUGGACAUUGUCACCCUGAUAUAGUAAAAGCAGCCCAUGAACAAAAUCAAUUGUUAAAUACAAAUUCUCGUUACCUUCACGACAAUUUGGUUGAUUAUGCAGAGAGACUUUCAAAAACGCUACCUGAGAAGUUAUGCAUCUUUUAUUUUUUGAAUUCUGGAUCUGAAGCGAAUGAUCUUGCCCUAAGAUUGGCACGACAGUAUACAAAACAUGAGGAUGUUAUAGUUUUAGACCAUGCGUACCAUGGACAUCUGACAUCCUUGAUUGACAUAAGCCCAUAUAAAUUCAGAAAUCUAGAAGGACAAAAGGAAUGGGUCCACGUGGCUCCUGUUCCAGACACAUACAGAGGACUUUAUAGGGAAGACCAUGAAGAUUCAGUAACAGCCUAUGCUAAUGAAGUGAAAAAUAUUAUUGAGCAAGCACAUAAGAGAGGCAGAAAGAUUGCUGCAUUUUUUGUUGAAUCUCUGCCAAGCGUGGGUGGUCAAAUCAUUCCACCAGCAGGCUAUUUUCAGAAGGUUGCAGAGCACGUGCGCAAGGCAGGAGGUGUAUUUAUUGCUGAUGAAAUUCAAGUUGGCUUUGGCAGGAUUGGCAAGCACUUUUGGGCAUUCCAGCUUCAGGGAGAAGAUUUUAUACCUGAUAUUGUCACUAUGGGGAAACCAAUAGGAAAUGGGCACCCUAUUGCCUGUGUAGCAACAACAAAAGAAAUUGCAGAAGCAUUUGCAUCCACAGGAGUAGAGUAUUUUAAUACAUUUGGAGGAAACCCUGUCUCAUGUGCGAUUGGAUUAGCUGUGUUGGAUGUGAUUGAGAAAGAACACCUUCAGGCUCAUGCCACAGAAGUAGGCAACUUCUUGAUGAAGCUCCUGAAGGAGCAGAAAAUCAAGCAUCCCAUCAUUGGUGAUGUCAGGGGUUCUGGCUUAUUCAUUGGAGUGGACUUAAUCAAGGAUCAAGCACAAAGGACCCCAGCCACAGAAGAAGCAGAGCAUCUAAUAACAAGACUUAAGGAAGAAUAUAUUCUACUGAGUACAGAUGGGCCAGGAAGAAAUGUGCUUAAAUUCAAGCCCCCAAUGUGCUUCAACAUGGAGGAUGCAAAAUUUGUUGUGGACACAAUUGACAAGCUACUAACAGACAUGGAAAAGGAACAUCUGGACCAAUAGAAAACAUCCACUUGUUCUACCUGAGCAGGUUUCAAACAAUGUUCAAGAUCUACUACUAAGAAACAUUAUUCUACUGUAAUAAUGCACAUUUAAUCAGCAUCCUAGCAUGUCUUAGACCAGAUAAGUUACCUUUGAUUUUGUUAUUUUUGGUUAUCUUGUUAUUAGUAAAAGCUUUAGGAGAAAUAAAUUUUACAAGAGCUUGUUUCAACUCUG
Molecule: messenger RNA, 1626 nt
Organism: Harpia harpyja (harpy eagle)
Lineage: Eukaryota; Metazoa; Chordata; Aves; Accipitriformes; Accipitridae
Gene: PHYKPL
Product: 5-phosphohydroxy-L-lysine phospho-lyase
Exons: 13
Coding region: 205-1413 (402 amino acids)
Cellular component (GO): mitochondrion
Molecular function (GO): pyridoxal phosphate binding; transaminase activity
Source: RefSeq, a predicted model, not a curated record